Molecule: messenger RNA, 1557 nt
Organism: Echinococcus granulosus
Lineage: Eukaryota; Metazoa; Platyhelminthes; Cestoda; Cyclophyllidea; Taeniidae
Exons: 6
Coding region: 1-1557 (518 amino acids)
Biological process (GO): retrograde transport, endosome to Golgi
Cellular component (GO): Ric1-Rgp1 guanyl-nucleotide exchange factor complex; Golgi membrane
Source: RefSeq, a predicted model, not a curated record
AUGGGCAGAUGUUUCUUUUCCAUUGUCGAUAUGGAUGAGCUUAAAGUUGUUGCAGAAAUUCCGGAGCCUCCAAUAUUUUUAUGUGGUGAAGUUGUUCGCUGCGAGGUGUCAGUGGUGCUUAUGGACCCCAAAACCACUUGGGAAAUUCAAAGCAUUGAGGGAAUUUUGGUAGGCCAAUAUCGUCUUAAUUCGGCUGCUGUUGCAGAAGAUUUUAAGAAUCAACCAAUAUUUGACAAAGUCUUCUCAGCAUCGCCUGAUAAAGAUGCUAAAAUCGAUAGUGAAUUUAUCCCCGGAUUGGACUCCCAAAGUCGUAUUUCUUGGAUUCAGCAACUAAACUCUACCAAUCAGUGGCCCCUCAUAAUCUACGCUGAGAAACCUAUCGCAAGGAUUAUUCUAAAAACCCGUCUUUCCGAGAACUUGCCACCCAGCUAUCGUGGGAAUAUUGUCCGUUUCGCUUACAAGGCCCUGAUCAAGGUGCAGGUUGACAAUAGACCAGCGCAACUGCUUCGCUUGCCAUUUCACAUUUUACCUUCUGUGGGUAGCUAUCAUUCUUUCGACUCCACUACCGCUGACUCUCUGCCCGGUCUGUCGAGUAAUGCAUACAGCGAGAGUCAAUCUCCUCCCGACUGCGUCUGUAAUCCCUUUCACGUUGAUUUUCACAGUCAGAUUGGAUAUAAGGAUAGCAAUCUUGGUGAGGGAAUUCUUAAAAAAGACUUAAUGCAUCCUGCUGUCUACGAUAAGCUCUCGCAAUUGCAUGCCAACACUCAGGUCCCGUGUGCCAUCACUUCCGUACAUAUGGCUAAGAAGACUAAGAAACGUGCUAAGAGAACAUCAUUCUCACAAUCGCCUUCCGCGAUGUUUGCUGAAAUAGUUUUUUCAAGUUCGAUUGUGAGCUUUAUGCUCUCGGGUCCAAAUGGCCAUAUCUGUCGAAUAGGAAUGUUCAAGACGGUGGCUCGGUUGGGUGAUUUGCUACGGGGCUACUUGGAUUUCCGGAUGGCUACGCUACCCACCUUCGAAUGCAUCAUUUGGGCUGACACCGACGAGUUUCUUGACCCAACUUCGCGUCAGGAAACUAAUUUGGAAAAUAACCUUUUGUUCUCCACUUUGCCAAUAGAUAUACCUACUGCAUCCAAAGACAAAGUCCUCAGGUUACCUGAGAAUGCACUGAAAACCUCGUGGUUUGAGGCGCGAUUGGCUUGUUCGAACACAAAGUUUCUCCCCUUUGCAAUUCCGAUUCCUUUGAAUGCCCCGGUGGAAUUUAUGCUAUCUAGCAAAUAUUGGGGUGGCUUAUGCAGAGUGCAGUGGUGUCUGCGAUUUCAAUUCACCGUCGCAAUGUCUAACCCAAGACAGCAACCUCAACUGUCGACGGAACCUUCACUGUUCAAUAAUUUCCUUCAAGGCCACACAGCAUCAAAUUACUCGGAUUACACACCAUCUAUUAACUGUGACACCCAAACUUUCUCCUGGGAACUUCCUAUCUGCAUCAUUCCAAACGGUCCAUCAGCUUUCCUGUUGCCCAAUCAAACAUGUUCAAGCUGCACUUUUUCACGUGGUUAA